AUUCGUUGGGGUCUGAAUGUUCCUUCCGUCUGCCUUCUCUGUAAUUCUCAAAAUGAGUCGAGGCAACACCUUUUCUUUGACUGCUCAUAUGCUGCGGAAGUGUGGCAGUAUUUUACGAGGAAGGCACAUGUUUUUCCAUCUUACCUGUUUGAAGAUGGAGUUAGAUGGCUUAAGAAUCCUUGUCAUGACAAAAACAUAGCUUUGAUUCUUAGACUUGCCUUCCAAGCUUCUAUGUAUUCCAUCUGGAGAGAAAGAAACUCGAGACUGCAUACUGCUUCCUCAAGACCAGCCUCUGCUUUGGUAUUUGAGAUAAAGAACAUCCUCCGUUGCCAUUUGGAUCCACUCUCUAGAGCUCAACGAAUUACUCCUCCGGCUCCUACUCUUUUGGGUUCUUGGUUUGAUGUAUUUCAAUAGUUAUGUGCUCUUGUUUAUCUUUCUUGUUGCAGGGUCAUUUUCUUUUCGUCAAGACUCUUGUUGUAUCCAGUUUCUAAGUUUUUAAUAAAAGGUAUGAGUUAUUAAAAAAAAAAAAAACCAGAAUAAAUUCAUGUGCAUAGUGUAGCACCUCCUACGUGCAUUAUAUAUGCACCUUUCAUUUUCCGGGAUUAAAUCUAGAAUCUUAUACAUAUAAGCAUGCUUCAUGGGUCAUGGCUUCACGCUCCUCUCGAGGAAAUAAAAUAUAAA
Arabidopsis lyrata subsp. lyrata is the source of this 681-nucleotide messenger RNA. RefSeq lists its product as uncharacterized. The record is from RefSeq and is a predicted model, not a curated record. The annotation marks the transcript as partial. NCBI's taxonomy places the organism in Eukaryota, Viridiplantae, Streptophyta, Magnoliopsida, Brassicales, Brassicaceae. The transcript has a single exon.